Coccinella septempunctata (seven-spotted ladybird) is the source of this 1191-nucleotide messenger RNA. RefSeq names its product glutathione S-transferase 1-like. The transcript has 4 exons. Bases 491 to 1141 code for a protein of 216 amino acids. The record is from RefSeq and is a predicted model, not a curated record. Lineage: Eukaryota; Metazoa; Arthropoda; Insecta; Coleoptera; Coccinellidae. Gene Ontology annotation, molecular function: glutathione transferase activity. Gene Ontology annotation, biological process: glutathione metabolic process.
GACAACCUGUCGAAUAUAUUUUUUCAGUGAAUAUUUGUUCUUUUUACACAUAAUUGGCACUGAGUAUUUUAUAAGUGCCUCUGUGUGAUUAUUAUGAAAUUCUUGGGAAAUAAUUAUAUUACGUGUAGUUUUUUUGAAUUCUCCAUAAUCACAUAAAUGACACUGUAUAUUUGCAACCAGUGCCAUUUGUGUGAUUAUAUGGAAUCUGAAAUAAAAGGCGAAGAGCAUCCUCCCCCAUUUCGGAAAUCGAAUAAUCACAUAAGUGGCACUGUAGGAUUGGUUUCAGUACCAUUUGUGUGAUUAUUGGGUACCUGAAAUGCAUACUACAGAGCUGUCCAGGAAAACGACAAAGAUGUUAACAUCGCAUAAUAAUUAUAUUCUGAUUUUUAACUAUAUAAUACUUAUAAAUUGUAAUGUAAAGUAAUGGAUACAUUAAAAUAUCAACAAGAAAAUUUUGUGUAUUUAUUAUAUGGUUUGGUAACUGAGUAAAAUGGCACCCACGUUAUAUUCUUGUGAAUUGAGCCCCCCAGUACGAUCAGUUCUACUCACAGCGAAAGCUAUAGGACUCGAUCUUAAUAUCGUAAAUGUCGACCUAGGGAAAAAAGAACAAAUGACACCAGAAUUUCUGAAGAUGAACCCCCAACACACUGUACCAACUUUGAAGGAUGAAAAUGAUUUUAUUAUAUGGGAUAGUCAUGCUAUCAUGCAAUAUAUGAUUGAGAAAUAUUCAAAUGACAAUAAGUUCUAUCCAGAAGAUCCUGAGAUGAGGGCUAUUAUACACCAACGGAUGCAUUUUGAUACCAUGUCUGCGGUAACAAGAAGUGAUGCCAUAAAUCCAUUAUUCCAUGCUGGUGCAAAAAAAAUCCCAGAAAAUCUAAUUGAGGCAAUAAGAGGUCAUUAUGCUUUUUUAGAAAAAAUUCUCCAGAAGUCUGAAUGGAUCGCUGGCGAUUCUGUCACGAUAGCAGACUUCAGUUUGAUUCCUUCGAUUAAGACUGCUGAUAUUGUUGUACCUGUGGAUGGAAAUAUUUAUCCAAAACUGAUCAACUGGAUGAAAAAGGCUGAAGACUGGCCGUUUUACAGUGCAAACAAACCAGGACAUGACUGCUUGAGACAAUUAAUUCUAGAAAGGCUUGAAAACUGAUUAUAGUCAAUGAAAAGAAAUUCAGUAAAAUUCUGUAUUUUCACGUUUAA